This is a messenger RNA of Alosa alosa (allis shad), 3405 nucleotides long. It is a transcript of the gene rnf169, whose product is annotated as ring finger protein 169. The record is from RefSeq and is a predicted model, not a curated record. Lineage: Eukaryota; Metazoa; Chordata; Actinopteri; Clupeiformes; Clupeidae. The transcript is spliced from 6 exons. Gene Ontology annotation, biological process: double-strand break repair. Gene Ontology annotation, molecular function: metal ion binding; ubiquitin-protein transferase activity; nucleosome binding. The coding region runs from base 38 to 2065 and encodes 675 amino acids. Gene Ontology annotation, cellular component: site of double-strand break; nucleus.
UUCAAAACUAGAGGCAGCCAGGGAGAUACCAUUGAAAAUGGCGGCGAUGGGGUCCGCCAAAUCCGCCAGCGGAUUAGGACAGAGAGGAAGAACCAGGCCCGCUACCGUACCUUGCAUUCGCACACCUGCACGAGUGCUAACUAUAGAGGAGGUCAGGUGUCCGGUGUGUUUGGAUAUUUUGUUGGAGCCCGUGACUAUGCCAUGUCGGCAUUCUGUAUGUCUGCAUUGUUUCGAGCGGACUGUGGAGUUUAGUUUAUGCUGUCCCCGUUGCCGGUUACGAGUGUCCAGCUGGGCCCGUAAACAGUCCCGUGAGAAAAGCCUGGUGAACACCGAACUCUGGGAUAUGGUUCGGAAGAGUUAUCCGGACAACUGCAAGCGCCGAUUGGAGCAGCGAGCAGGAGAGGCCGUGGGUGAAGAGAUUUUCCGAUCACUGGCGCAAAUUUGUAAGACAGGAGAUCUCCGACAGGACCAUGACAAACAAAAGCUUAAGGUAGGGACAAAUGAAGACAAGGAGGACAAGAGGCGAAAAGCAGCUCUUCAUCGAAAAGAGGAAUCUAAUGCGCCCAAACCCUUCCAAGACCCGUUGUGUGGAGUGCUCUCAGACUCUGAGAACGAGGAGCCUAUCGGGAGGAGGACGAGGCAUGUAUCGGCUUUUGUCCGCAAGACAAGAACCUCUCCAGCCUUUAGCAGAAGUCUCCCAACCAGUUUGGUGAAGAGAAGCAGAAGCUGCACUGACACGGACGAACACAGAGGCAAAAUGAGAGGGCUUCCACACAUCCCCGUGCCAGACAAGGUAAGCAUCGUGCACAGCUUCAAUGCUGGGAUCCUGCUGUCAUCGGAGAACAGCCGUUCCCUGUCGGCGCCCGUUCUCCUCCCAGAGCGUCGACACCACUGGAGGAACGCGCUGGCCAGCUCGACCCCUUUCCCCGCCCCCCCGUCCAAACCCGAGAGGUCCAUCAGCCCCGAGAGCAACGACAGCAUCUCCGAGGAGCUGAACCACUUCAAGCCCAUCGUCUGCUCGCCCUGCACCCCGCCCAAGCGGCUGCCCGACGGCCGUGUGAUGGAGCCCACCAUCGUCAAGUCCACGCCCCGCAACCUGAGCCGCAGCCUGCAGAAGAACACCAGCUACGAGGCCAGCCCCAGCAUCCUGCAGAAGUGGAGGCAGGUGGAGGUGGACCGACAGAACCACAUCAAGGUCACCUCCAAGGGGACCGUCACCAGCCCCAUCGCCAAGGAGCUCAUCGCCAAGGAGAGGCCACGGAAGGACAGGGCUGAUGGGAAGCCGUGCUCCUGCGACCCUCUGAAGGACAGGGCACUUGAGAGCCUGUGCACGUGUGGUAAACAACCAGAAUCUGUUGGAGCAGCGAGGGAGAAAAGUGUUGUUAGCAACAAGCGCAAGCUGAUAUUUGAUGAGUGUGCUGGAGAGGCAGGACUCUCCGGCACUGAGUCGCUGAGCAUCGGCUCUUAUUCAGCAACUCUAUCUAGACUGAAGCCUUCGGGAGCUGAACAUGGACGUGUAAACCAGCCAGAAGGUUGCACCUCUGGCCAGCUCCCUGACAUACAAGGCCUGAGUGGCCCAGACACACCAGGUGAUGUGGAGGAAAAGAAGUCCGUGCUCGACGGACAUGCAGGAUCUGGCCGCUGCAGUCCAAAAGGCUUGGACACGCCGGACCUGCAGAAGGAGUCCAACGUUAGGAACUGUGCCCAGAACAGACCUACCUCAAGGAGGGGCAAGAAACGGAGUCAGAAGACCAAACAUCUGGAGGGAGAUGAAGGUCAGGUGAAGAGGACCAGGACGGAGGAGCCGGUGGACGAGUCGGAGGCCUGCGGCCGAGAGGUGGACUUAUACGUGCAACGACUUCACCAGGAGAGAGAGGACCGAGAGCUUGCGCUCAGGCUUCAGAGACAAUUUGACAAGGAACGUCAAAAAAUGGACAGGCAGAAGACAAGUCCCGACAAGUACCCACUUCGGUCGUGGGCCUCAGCAGACAGCCAAUUGGAGAACAAGCCACGCAGAUCAGGAAGAAUCUCUAAAAAGAAAGAGCACUUUAAUUAUAACUGUUAAUAGUACUUUGCCUUUUUGUAAGCGAACAUCGACUAAUUUGUACGACCUUUUGUUUUCUUUGAUUUGUAGCAUUUUCAUUCCACUCGCGUCAAGCCAGUGCUAAAACGAAUGGACGGUCUAAGAGGGAAUCUAUUUAUUUUUGUUGUUUUUUUUAGAAAGAAGAGCAAUAACAAUAUCUACGAAAUUAAUCUCAUGCCAAUUGAGCUCCAUUCCGCUUAAUGUCUUUCAUAGAAAGUUAAUUUGGUACUAUUAUGCGUUUUGUCCUUAUAGAUACAUAGCAUUGUAUGUGUCCACAUUUGUGAAUGUGAGUAAAUAUAUGAAGGUGAAGGAGUCGAUUUGAGUUUGGAGAACUCAGAUUGGGAUGCAAUGAGGCUGUAAUUUUUCUUGUUUACUGUGUCAUUUAGAAAACAUAAACUCUUGCAAAAUGAAAGAAUCCAUGUAGCCAACUGAAAAUCCAAGGGUUUGUACUGACCUUGAUAUUUCAGUGCUUUUUUAUUUUUUAUUUUAUUACAAAAUAGAAUGUGUGAAAUGUUACAAGUCUCACUGCUAUACUGCGUCAGAUAAGUGUAUUUUAUCUGAAAUGGGACAUGUUGAAGUCAGUGAAAGGUAUUGCAAAUGAGACAUUAUAAGUAGGCUUCCUGAACUAAGAUUUGAACUUUGAUCAUUCUCAAAUAUAAACAUGGCAGUGUGUAAUUGAUGUUGACCAGAGGUUCUGGGCAAACAUUUUCUCGUUUGUUCAGCAGACUUAAUAUUUAAUUAGCAAGUUUAAUGCUUUAAAAGUUUAAUACCACAAAGAAUGAGUUCACAGUGAUUCCUAUGAGGGUCAUGAUGCAAAAUGUUGCUUUUAGAGAUUUGUUUUAGAUCAAUUUCAGGAUUUCAUUUUUUGGCCUCAUGAUUUCUGAAUAUGUUUGACUUUUUUUUUUUAAAGGACUAUUAUAUUCUGUUCAGAUUUAUUUUUUGACAUUUUCCUCAGAACUCUAUUUACAUACUUCAUAUGCCAAAAGAGCUUUAAUCAUGACCGCUAAUUGUAAAUUCCACACCUUUUGUCAGGUGCCGUAUACAUAUUUUGAUAUGCACAGUUGGUUCUAUGUAGUUUUACUGUCAUAGAGUUGCAGAGAAUUUUUGUGCCAAAAUGACCUCUACUUGCAAGUUGUAUGAUCAUUUUUGUUGACCUCCUCUUUAUGAUAAUCAGAAUGCAGAAUGUUUGAGUUGUCACUAGAUAAUGUUUUUUUUCAUGCAGUACUGUAUAGGGACAGAAAGAUGGUUUGUUCCUGUUCUUAUUUCAAACAGAACAUUUAUUGCCUAAUAUAAGAACUUCAUUCGGAUGCAAAGAAGAGAAG